GGGCGGGGCGUGGGCUGCGGCGCGCUAGCUGAGCGUCCGGCCGAACACCGCCGAGGCCCGAGCCCACCCGAGUGUGCCCGAGCCGUCGGCCCCCGCCCGGGGCGAUGGAGCAGGAACCCGGCGGGGCUGCCGCUGCGCUCCUGCGGCAGAAGAGGGCGGCGCUGCGGCGCAGGGGGUGCAGCUUUGAGAGUCCCAGCACAGCACCUCAGCCUCCAGGCCCACUGAUGGAUCCACUGACCAAGGGGUCCUGUGGGAGUCAGCUGGCACAAACCCUCCUCUGGAAAGCGAAGUCAUCUCUCUCUUUCGGCAUCCAGCCCCUUCAGACUUGGCCAACAAAAGAUCCUGAACUAGAGUCCCAGGUCAACCUCUCUGUCUCAGAAGACCUAGGCUGUAGACGUGGGGAUUUCAGUAGGAAGCAUUAUGGAUCUGUGGAGCUGCUCAUCUCUAGUGAUGCCGAUGGAGCCAUCCAAAGGGCAGGAAGAUUCCGAGUGGAGAAUGGCUCUACAGAUGAGAGUGCAGCUGCUCUGCCAGGCACUUGGCGAAGGACAGACGUGCACUUAGAAAACCCGGAGUACCACACCCGGUGGUAUUUCAAGUACUUUUUAGGACAAGUCCAUCAGAAUUACAUUGGAAAUGAUGCAGAGAAGAGCCCCUUCUUCUUGUCUGUCACCCUUUCUGACCAGAAUAAUCAGCGUGUCCCUCAGUAUCGUGCAAUUCUUUGGCGGAAAACAGGUACGCAAAAAAUAUGUCUCCCCUACAGUCCCACAAAAACGCUGUCUGUGAAGUCCAUCUUAAGUGCCAUGAACCUGGACAAGUUUGAGAAAGGACCUAGGGAAAUUUUUCAUCCCGAGAUACAAAAGGACUUGCUGGUUCUGGAAGAGCAGGAGGGCUCUGUGAAUUUCAAAUUUGGGGUUCUUUUUGCCAAAGAUGGGCAGCUCACAGAUGACGAGAUGUUCAGCAAUGAAAUUGGAAGUGAAGCUUUUCAAAAAUUUUUAAAUCUCCUCGGUGACACCAUUACUCUAAAGGGCUGGACAGGCUACCGUGGCGGUCUGGACACCAAAAAUAACACCACAGGGAUCAACUCAGUCUAUACUGUGUACCAAGGGCAUGAGGUCAUGUUUCACGUUUCCACCAUGUUGCCAUAUUCCAAAGAGAACAGACAGCAGGUGGAAAGGAAGCGCCACAUUGGAAACGAUAUUGUCACCAUCGUGUUCCAGGAAGGAGAGGAGUCCUCUCCCGCCUUUAAGCCUUCCAUGAUCCGCUCCCAUUUUACACAUAUUUUUGCCUUAGUGAGGUAUGACCAGCAAAAUGACAAUUACAGGCUGAAAAUAUUUUCAGAAGAAAGUGUGCCACUUUUUGGCCCACCCUUGCCAUCCCCUCCGGUGUUUACUGACCACCAGGAAUUCAGGGACUUUUUGCUUGUGAAAUUAAUUAACGGUGAAAAAGCCACUUUGGAAACCCCAACUUUUGCCCAGAAACGCCGGCGUACUCUGGACAUGUUGAUCCGCUCCUUAUACCAGGAUUUGAUGCCGGAUUUGCAUAAGAAUAUGCUCAAUCGGCGAUCUUUUAGUGAUGUUUUACCGGAGUCACCCAAGUCAGCACGGAAAAAAGAGGAGGCCCGGCAGGCCGAGUUUGUGAGAAUAGGGCAGGCCCUGAAGCUCAAGUCCAUUGUGAGAGGGGACGCCCCAUCAAGCUUGGCAGCAUCAGGGAUGUGUAAAAAAGAGCCUUGGGAGCCCCAGUGUUUCUGCUGUAAUUUCCCUCAUGAAGCCGUGUGUGCAGAUCCCUGGGGCCAGGCCUUGCUGGUUUCCACGGAUGCUGGCGUCUUGCUAGUGGACGAUGACCUCCCAUCCGUGCCCGUGUUUGACAGAACUCUACCUGUGAAGCAGAUCCACGUGCUGGAGACCCUGGACCUUCUGGUUCUCAGAGCAGACAAAGGGAAAGACGCCCGCCUCUUUGUCUUCCGGCUCAGUGCUGUGCAGAAAGGCCUUGAUGGCAGGCAGACUGGAAGGAGCAGAUCUGACUGCCGAGAAAACAAGCUGGAGAAAACCAAAGGAUGCCACCUGUAUGCUAUUAAUACUCACCACAGCAGAGAGCUGAGAAUCGUGGUUGCAAUUCGCAAUAAACUGCUUCUCAUCACAAGGAAACCACACAACAAGCCAAGUGGGGUGCCAGGUGUCUCACUCCUGUCUCCCCUGUCGGAGUCUCCUGUUGAGGAAUUCCAGUACAUCAGGGAAAUCUGCCUGUGUGACUCCCCAGCAGUGAUGGCCUUAGUGGAUGGACCAACGGAAGAGAGCGACAACCUCAUCUGUGUGGCAUAUCGCCAUCAGUUCGACGUGGUAAACGAGAGCACAGGAGAAGCCUUUAGGCUGCACCAUGUGGAGGCCAACAAGGUUAAUUUUGUUGCAGCUAUUGAUGUUUAUGAAGAUGGAGAAGCCGGCCUGCUCCUGUGCUACAACUAUAGUUGCAUCUAUAAAAAGGUUUGCCCCUUUAACGGUGGCUCUUUUUUGCUUCAACCCUCGGCAUCGGAUUUCCAGUUCUGUUGGAACCAGGCUCCAUAUGCAAUUGUCUGCGCCUUCCCAUACCUCCUGGCCUUUACUACCGACUCCAUGGAGAUCCGCCUGGUGGUGAAUGGGAACCUGGUCCACACGGCAGUUGUGCCACAGCUGCAGCUCGUGGCCUCCAGGUCAGAUAUAUACUUCACAGCAGCCACGACUGUGCAUGAAGGCUCAUCUGGAGGCAGCUCAAAGGGAGCCAGUGCCCACACGUCUCCUCAGACACCACCAGCCCGGGACACUCCACUGUUUCCUUCUUCCCUGGGGGAAGGUGAAAUUCAGUCUAAAAAUCUGUACAAGAUUCCACUUAGAAACCUUGUGGGCAGAAGCAUCGAGCGACCUCUGAAAUCACCCUUAGUCUCCAAGGUCAUCACCCCGCCCACCUCCAUCGGCCUUGGAGUCGCUGCCAUUCCUGUCACGCAUUCCUUGUCCCUCUCCCGCAUGGAAAUUAAAGAGAUUGCAAGCAGGACCCGCAGGGAACUGCUAGGCCUCUCUGAUGAUGGUGGAACCAAAACAGAGGGAGCACCAAGGGCCAAAUCAAAAACCCGGAAGCGGUUGGAAGAAAGCCAAGGAGGCCCCAAGCCAGAGACUGUGAGGUCAGCUAGUAGUGACAGGAUCCCAUCAGGAAUUUUGGAAAGUCCGGCAUCAGAAGCCAAUCCCGAGGGCCACAACCACUGGGCAAGUUCUGAGCAGGACGCUGGGGUGGAUAAAGAGGGCAGCCCGGGCUCAGGCAGCAGCCCCUUCCAGCUCAUGGCCUCCUCAGAGGAAGACAUCAUUGACUUGAAAUAGAGUCUAUGCCCUAUUGGCCAUCCUUAGUUUUCUUACGCAAAUUUAUACUGUUCAAGCAGCUCCAACGUCCAGUCUCAACACAGCGCGCCUUCGGCCAGGCAGCGAUCCACGGACCAAACCUCCUGCGCCCUCAGCCGGUGGGUCACUUCUCCAGUGUCCAGUGCCAUCUUUCUCGACCCUGUUUCUUUCCAUUCAAGAACCGUCGGUCCCCUUGUAAUAAAGGUGGUAGAUUUCAUUAAGGUUUUAGAUCAAAACUUUGAAUAAAUCAAAAACGUUCAUUCUUAUUCUCUGCAACCCUUCUCAUAUUUUAUAGGUUUAGAUGGAAAUUAUUUUUUUCGAAAAUUUUGACUUAUGUCAUAUAAUGUUUCUUUUAUGGAAAAAAAGAUGCUGCUUUUUAAUUUUACUAUAAUAUAAAUAAGCUUUCUUUCUUG
This is a messenger RNA of Mus musculus (house mouse), 3772 nucleotides long. It is a transcript of the gene Garnl3, whose product is annotated as GTPase activating RANGAP domain-like 3. The transcript has 30 exons. The record is from RefSeq and is marked validated. Bases 105 to 3341 code for a protein of 1078 amino acids. Lineage: Eukaryota; Metazoa; Chordata; Mammalia; Rodentia; Muridae. Gene Ontology annotation, biological process: regulation of small GTPase mediated signal transduction. Gene Ontology annotation, molecular function: GTPase activator activity.